Molecule: messenger RNA, 2217 nt
Organism: Fusarium pseudograminearum CS3096
Lineage: Eukaryota; Fungi; Ascomycota; Sordariomycetes; Hypocreales; Nectriaceae
Exons: 4
Coding region: 1-2217 (738 amino acids)
Source: RefSeq, a predicted model, not a curated record
AUGGGUCUUCUCUCUAUGCAGCAUCAUCCACAGCACCAGCAACAGGGUCAUCCGCCUUCCCAACACCUACAACACUCGCGACCCCCGAGUGUAGUUCACCAGCAGCAUCACGCGCAGCCUCAUCCACCGCCGCAACAGCAACACCAAAGCGCGUACUCUUCGACGCAUUCGCUCCCUCAAGGUUACCAAGCCAGUGGUCAAGCGCCCAGCAACCAGGACAACCUCAACUAUUACAAUCACCCAAGCCCUUACAGCACACCAGGUGCCACAAGCGGAUACACAUCCGCCGAUACCUCAGACAUGAUGGCCGCAGCACAAAUGCCGAGACCCCCUUACCCCCCAAUGUCCUAUCAUACGCCUCAAUCCAACUCUCCAGCUUCAGUCGCAUCCCCCUCUCAACAUGAUCAGCACAGAAGCAUCUACGGCCAACCGCCAUCGCAGCAUAUGCAACAGUCUAUGUACUAUCAGCCUCAGAACCAGUACCAAACCAUGCCUCCUCAAGCUACCGCAUCGCCGUAUGCGCAACAUGCGCCCCACCCUCAACAGUCAAUGACAUCCCAGCCCGCCAUGAUGAUGUCUCAAACCGCACCUCAGAACCAAAUGACCCAGCAUGCUGCGCAGCACGCGCAUGCGGGAAUGACAGGCAGUCCUCGACCGAAGAUCGAGCCUCAAGUGCCUCUCCAACUUCAGAAGCCACAGUCCUCCCCCAUGCAACAAGCUCAUCACCCUCAAAAUGGCGGGCAACUGCAGAGCCCAGGAAACACCACACCUGGUGUUAACCCAAGCGCAGCCCCCGGACCCAUCCCUGCUACGACCCCUCUUGUGGUUCGACAGGAUGGCAAUGGUGUCCAGUGGAUCGCUUUCGAGUAUUCUAGAGACCGAGUCAAGAUGGAGUACACCAUUCGCUGCGACGUUGAGUCAGUCAACAUUGACGAGCUGUCCCCCGAGUUCAAGCAGGAGAACUGUGUUUACCCCCGCGCAUGUUGCCCCAAGGACCAGUAUCGCGGCAACCGUCUGAUGUACGAGACCGACUGCAACCGUGUUGGCUGGGCUCUGGCCGAGCUUAACAUCCCCCUUCGAGGCAAGCGAGGCCUCAUCCAGCGAGCCGUGGACAGCUGGCGUAACAGCAACCAGGACCCCCGACUUCGUAGUCGACGAGUCCGUCGCAUGGCAAAGAUGAACCAGCGAAAGCAGGUUCAAGCUUCUCCGCAUCCCGGUGCGGCACACAUGCCAGGCCCCAGCGGACCAUCAGGGAUGCCUGGUGGCCCUGGACCCAUGGGACCUAGUCCCGCCUCCAUGGGCAAGCCUGCCCUCGGUAGCAUGGGUCAACCGAUGCACCACCACCAACCAGGUGCUCACCCCGACGGAUCAGGACAAGGUGGACAGGAUGAAGUUGGCGAUGGGAACUCGUACGAACACCAUCACCACCAGGCUCCUACAGCCCAGAACCCUUCAAGUAACGACGAUGUGAGACCAGCCCACGUAUUUACAGGAUAUAACAAUCAGCCCUAUCCUACUAGUGCGCCAAUGUCUCAUAUGGCUCCUCAUUCUGGAGGCGCUGUCCCAGCUAAGCGCCAUAGCCGAGCCAACGCUGAUGAGCCUGACGAUCUUUUCCCUGAUAUCCCGGAAGCCAAGAAGCGAAAGUUUAUCCUUGUCGAAGAUAAUGUGCGUGGAUCUCGCCUCCGUGUCAGGGUAACCCUCGAGGGGGUUGAUACCAAUGAGAUCCCAGAUAGCUUCCGCAAGGGUGCAAGUGUCUUCCCUCGCAGCUACUUCCCACGAGAGAUGCAAAGUCCCCCUCCCAGCGCCACUGGAUCGCGCUUCUUUGGUGAUGACCAAGACGACGAUGGCAUCGAGGAAACUGAGGGCCGCGAGUCCAGCCGUCGUGGGGUUAACAGGAGUGGCAAGGAGAUGGUCAAGGUUCCCAUGGGUGAGUCCACAGGGGAAAUUGCCAUCCCCCGAAUGAGGAAGUCCAUCCGAGGCAGGGAGGUCCGCCUUAAUGACUUGGGUUAUCGCAUGGCCUGGCUCCAAAGCCGAGUCUUUGCUGGCCGAACUGUAUUUUUGCAACGAGCAUUGGAUUGUUACCGCAACAAAACCCGAGCUGCCAUUGAGAGUGUCAUGCAAGAUGUAAAGACUGUUGCUCCUCACUAUGAGACUCGUGCCGGCAAGAGGCGAUGGAACGAACGCAUGCGACGUGGGGAGAAGAAGGACGACGAGUAA